Messenger RNA from Danio rerio (zebrafish), 1418 nucleotides. It is a transcript of the gene crym, whose product is annotated as crystallin, mu. Gene Ontology annotation, molecular function: pyrroline-2-carboxylate reductase activity; thiomorpholine-carboxylate dehydrogenase activity. NCBI's taxonomy places the organism in Eukaryota, Metazoa, Chordata, Actinopteri, Cypriniformes, Danionidae. The record is from RefSeq and is marked validated.
CUCGGGAGGAUUUUUUAAAAGUGAAAAAACUACUGGUCAAACAACUAUGAGUGACUCUGUUUUAUUGAACAAAUGCGAGGUCGAACGUUUGCUCAGUUACGACGAACUAAUCCCCAGACUUGAGUCUGUCAUGGGAAAGUUUUCUAAAAGGGACAGUUCAGAAAUAAUCCAGCCUGUGAGAUCUGUGGUCCCUAUACAGCCAUACAAUGGGUUUUUGGGUGUGAUGCCUUCAUAUGUGGCCGCUGAUGGUAUUCUAUGCACUAAGAUGGUAACUUUCUACCAGCGUGCAGAGGGCUCCAGUUUACCUUCAACUCAAGCCACCGUCUUACUUUUUCACCCCGAGCGAGGACACAUCACUGCGAUCAUGGAUGGGGAAGCCAUCACAGCCAAACGAACUGCAGCAGUGUCGGCCAUAUCAGCUAAACUGUUAAUGCCAGCUCUUUCUGAGGUGUUGUGCAUUCUUGGUUCAGGACAACAGGCUAAAAGCCAUUAUGAUGUCUUUACAAACGUCUUCAAGUUUAAAGAGGUCCGCAUUUGGAGUAGAAGGAGAGAAAUGGCUCAACAGUUUGUUAAUGAUCUCCAAGGCCCUGUUAGAGUUUGUUCUUCAGUGAAGGAGGCUGUGAUGGGAGCUGAUGUAAUAGUCACGGCCACAGGUGCAAGUCAACCCAUACUCUUCGGAGAGUGGGUCAAACCAGGUGCCCACAUAGCAGCGGUCGGCGCGUGUCGGCCAGACUGGAGGGAACUGGAUGACGUGUUGAUGAGAGAAGCGGUGGUCUAUGUUGACAGCAGAGAGGGGGCGACGGCGGAGUCAGGAGACAUCAUUCUGUCUGGAGCACACAUUUUCGCAGAACUUGGAGAAGUUAUAAAUGGAUCCUUUCCUGCUCAGCGUGAGAAGACUACAGUGUUCAAGUCACUGGGAAUGGGGAUCCAAGACGCUGUCUCAGCCAAACUUGUGUUGGAGAAGUUGAAGAGCGAACACUGAAGAACCGAAGGCACAACUUCCUCUGAUCGUACAACUUUCCGCUGUGGAUUCAAUGAUUACAAGAGCAUAAACUGCACUUACUGUUGUACACUAUAAAGAGAUUAAUGUGUAAUCGAGUUUUAGUCCAAGAAUAAAAAAAAGUUAGUUUAUUCCAGUCAUUUAACCUGACCUCAGGACAGUGUAAGUGCUAAAAACACAGAGUUUAGCACUAAGAUGUGAUUAGUCUGCGACUAGCCUUGGUCUCUGAAGGUAAGAGCAUCAAACUGAGCUGAGAAAGCGGGCCAGUAGACAGCUUUGUUUAUUACUCUUGCAAACUACUCCAAGUCAAACUUUGUGACUUUAUUUUUAAAGACAUGAAUUAAAAAAAAAAAAAAACAUCUGUGUUAAUGAUUCAAGUAUAGCCUGGGAUUAACUUUAAAUAAACCCAGAACUGAAA